Clonostachys rhizophaga is the source of this 2547-nucleotide messenger RNA. Lineage: Eukaryota; Fungi; Ascomycota; Sordariomycetes; Hypocreales; Bionectriaceae. The record is from the annotation of a GenBank genome assembly.
AUGGCGGAAUUAAACCCUCUCGACUACACGGUUGCGUGGAUUGCGCCGUUGGAGAUUGAGGCCCAAGUGGCCCUCCAUCUCUUGGAUAAGCGCCACCAGGGCCGAUUUCCUCUCCGCAGAGGUGACGACUACAUUUUCCAGGCUGGCGAGGUCUGUGGGCACAAUGUUGUCGUUGCCACUCUCCCCGCUGGCCAGGAAUAUGGCGUAGGAUCUGCAGCGGCCCUCGCCAGCCAAGUCAAGGCCUUCUUCCCUAAUCUCUGGUUCGGCCUGCUAGUUGGCGUCGCCGCUGGACUUCCCAACCUCAAGCGGACUCCAGCAAUUGAUAUUCGUCUAGGAGACGUCCUUGUUGCUCUGGGUGAUGGCGAUAGUGCUGGGCUGGUGGCAUACGAUCUCGGCAAGGAGACGAGCGAGGGCAUGAAGCUGCUGCAAGGCGGACACGUUCUAGCUGCGACAGAGCCCGUGAUUCGCUCCGCCAUUGGCAGCAUCAAGAUGAAUGCUCCAAAUGAUGCCGAGAUCCUUAAGCCGUAUUACGAGAGCAUCAAGGACAGAGAGCAUACAAGAGGCACGUUUGAAGACCCGGGCCAGCAGCGGGACAAUUUGUACGAGUUCGACGAGUAUGGCAUGAGACCUGUAAGCCGCUGGCCGCGUCCAGAAUCUAAGCGAACGCGAGUUUGGUACGGGCCCAUCGGAUCAGGAGACAAACUGUUAAAAGAUGCUCGCAAGAGGAACGAGCUGAGGGACAAGUACAACAUCAUCGGGCUCGAGAUGGAGGCUGCCGGGACAAUGAAUCGCAUCCCUGUGGGUGUCAUUCGAGGUGUCUGCGACUACGGAGAUGCGUUCAAGAACAAAUACUGGCAGCCGUAUGCUGCGGCCAUGGCGGGUGCCUAUGCCAAAGCCGUCUUGGCCGAGAUCAGGCCCAGGCAUGCUCAAGAUGCAGAAGCCGCAGCGAAGCAAUUGGAUGAGAUGAAACUCACGACGGCUGCUGCAGCUGAAACUAUAGUUCUGCUGCCAUUCGGCAGGGAUCCUUGUUUUGUCGGGCGAGAGAGCGAGCUCAAGCAACUUGGGGACAUGCUUGAGACAGACGCAGACGCUCAUAGCUUCGUAGAAGGGGCAAUCGUCGGCCUUGGUGGUAUUGGAAAAACUCAGAUCGCAAAUGAGUUUGCCCACCGCCUCCGCGAAAAGGACAGCGGGCGACCCAUCAUAUGGCUCCACGCAAGCAGCCAGGCGCGUCUCGAGCACGACUUCAACGUAUUAGCCCGCCAGCUCAACCCCAGGACCGAGUACGGCAGCCAGACGGAAAUCUUCACCAUGGUCAAGGAGUGGCUCGAGGCCGAGGCCAGUGGCAGAUGGCUACUGAUCAUAGACAACGCCGACGAGGAGGACGUCUUCUUCCAGCCGAUCAAAUCCAAACCACAACCGCCAGCAGUGCUGACUCUUCACGCGCCCCGGACCACGCCGGUGUCAAGGCUGAGCGAGUUUCUCCCCACCAAGGCAAACUGCGCGGUGCUGUACACGUCUCGACACAUGAUUUGCGUGCAGAAGCUGCUUCAGCGGACGCGCAGCACUAAGAUAAUGGAGAUUCCUACGCUGAGCGUGGACGAUUCUGUACGGAUGCUACGACUUGAGCUCUAUGGAAGCCAGGAGGACCCGGAUCAAACAGAAUUGUCAACAGAGACGACAAGUGAAGAUGACGCGUCGGUGAAGAGCCUUGUGGAAUUAUUGGGUUGUCUACCGCUGGCAAUCACGCAGGCAGCGUCGUUUAUGAGGGAAAAUGGCCUCGCACCGAAUGAAUACGCAGCGCUUUAUAGCGACGCAGAGAUGGAUCACGCUGAAUUCCUGGAAGAAGAAUUCAUCGACUGGCGCCGCGACUCAGACACGCCCAACGCCGUCCUCAUGACGUGGAAGCUCUCCUUUGAGCAAAUCAAGAGCAAGAACAAAGUCGCCGUGCAGGUGCUUUCAGUGUUCAGCGCCCUCGACAGCCACGGCGUGCCAGAUUGGAUGCUUCCAUACCUCCCCGGCAUCGCCCGCUUCCAAAUCAUCAAAGCCAUUGCCAUCCUGAGGAGCUUCUCCUUCAUCUCGCGAAGGGGCAAUUCCAUGCACCGUCUGGUGCAAGUGGCGACGCGGGCCUGGAUAGGCCCCGAGAUGUGGCAGGCUGCCGUCCAAGACGCGCUGCGCUUCCUCUGCAAUGUCUUUGCGGGCCUCAACUCCAAUGAAUGGGUGGGAGACUCUGAGCUGAAGUAUUCGACACUGAGGAAGAGCUUGGACUAUUAUCCCCACACUAAGAGCGUCCUCAGGGCCUUGUCCACCGUCACACCACUUGAAAGCAUCAGCGGCAGUAAAGACCAGAGUGGGAGCAUCGCGAAGUCGACCAUGGACAGCUUCCUCGCCGAGUGGGACACGGGCCAUCUCCGAUCCGACGAAUUUGCGCAAAAGGCCAGCGAGAUCUACCAGGAGAUCAUCACGGGCGGCUACCAGUCGCUCAACGACAUGAUCUUCUUCCGAAGGUUCCUCCCGGUACUUUUACCACUUGUACCGUGGACCGUAUGA